AAGUCAUUCGCUUACUCGCCACCGGCCGACCAGGACGCUCGCCUCAGACCACCUCGCAGUCACCGUCCUGGCCGAUAACCAUUCUGCCAGUCGGCAUCGUGGACUCCCCUCCGACAUUCCCUGGACACCACGCUUCAAGUCGGACUUCACCAUUCACACUUCAAGUCCACGCUCACGCUCGCACCAACCUUACAAAGUGACAGGGAUGUCAGAAAAAAACCUAAAGUUGUGCACAACUGCGGAAACUGCUGCCAAAAGUAAUGCAUGUAAACCCCAAGAGUUGGCGUGGUGGCCGAUUGGAAUAAUCGGAGGUUUUCACAUUGCCGCAGCAUGGGCGCUGCUCACUACACGAUUCAGCCUACCUAUGUGGACAUACGUGUAUGUGUACGGAAGUCUAACAUUGUUUGGAACAACUGCUGGUGCUCAUCGGCUCUGGACCCACCGAACGUAUAAAGCAAAAUCCCCCCUACGAGUUCUAUUGGCGUUCCUCCAUGUAUCAUCUGCUCAGACUUCCGUCCUCCAGUGGGUGCGAGACCACCGGGCUCAUCAUAAAUACGUGGACACUGAUGCAGAUCCUCAUAACUCAAAGAGAGGUUUUUUCUACUGUCACAUAGGCUGGGCUAUGAUGCACAGACAUCCAGAGGUGAAACGGCAGGGGGCGAAAAUUGACUUCAGUGAUGUAUUGGCGGACUCUGUUGUGCAGUUUGAGCAUCGGUUCCAUUAUCUUUUGGUUAUUUUAUGCGCCUUUAUAAUCCCUACCGUCAUACCAGUCGUUGCUUGGAACGAGACGUGGACAGUCUCUUCUCUGGCAAGCAUUGUACGAGUUGUGGUGUUCAUCAACAUUGCAGUGACUGUUAAUAGCUUUGCCCACAUGGUUGGAGAUAGACCAUACGAUAAGCAAAUCUGCCCAACAGAGCUCUGGAUGGUAUCAUUUCUAGCUAUGGGCGAGGGAUGGCACAACUAUCAUCAUACCUUCCCAUGGGACUACAAAACAUCUGAGCUGCCCUAUUAUUGUAAUUUCACAACUUUCGCUCUCGACGGUUUUGCGAAAGUGGGAUGGGCAUACGACUUCAAGUGGGCCAGCAAAGAAUUGGUUGACUCGGUGGCGUCACAACGUGGGGACGGGUCACGGCCAACUGAACACCUGCGUGAGGUGAGGUAUAGGUCGUACAAUCAUGAUUCCUGAAUUCGGACCUGCCACCUAAAACCAUACAGUUUGCUUUACCUCACCAUAUUUGCCUGUAAAUCGUCUAUUCAAUGACAACGUGUGAAUUUUUCACAACAUAUUUUGUAGGUUUGACCACUCUGAAUAAAUUUAAACUGAACAAAUAUCCGCAAUAAGUGCACUGUAAAAAAAUCGCGGGUAACUUUGUGUUAAGAGAAAUUUCAUUAUUUUGCGAAACUAUAAUUGCAAUUGUAAAUGUAUUUUGAAUGUCUUAAGGUGUCCUAAAUCAUCUUUUCGCAUUCUUUCGUACAUUGACCAAACCAUUGUUUAAAAGCGCCCCAUCGAAGGAUGCGUCAAAGUCAAUAAAAAUUUGAAAUUUUAUAAUCUCACAUUUAUCAAAA
Molecule: messenger RNA, 1566 nt
Organism: Frankliniella occidentalis (western flower thrips)
Lineage: Eukaryota; Metazoa; Arthropoda; Insecta; Thysanoptera; Thripidae
Product: acyl-CoA Delta(11) desaturase-like
Exons: 6
Coding region: 206-1186 (326 amino acids)
Biological process (GO): unsaturated fatty acid biosynthetic process
Cellular component (GO): endoplasmic reticulum membrane
Molecular function (GO): stearoyl-CoA 9-desaturase activity; iron ion binding
Source: RefSeq, a predicted model, not a curated record